This is a messenger RNA of Microthlaspi erraticum, 1830 nucleotides long. The record is from the annotation of a GenBank genome assembly. Lineage: Eukaryota; Viridiplantae; Streptophyta; Magnoliopsida; Brassicales; Brassicaceae.
AUGGUGACAGCAACGAAGGACCCAAGCCCCAGCCACCAUUCGGCAAAGAAGGUUCGGAAAGCCCUGGAUUUCAAUGCGGUUGUGGCAGGUGAUGAAGAGGCGGGAAGCAACACCAAUCAUGCGGCGAAUGAAAGGGUGGCAGAUGAUAUCGUGCCGGUAGAUGAAACGUUGGCUCAAGAGGAGGGAGAAGAUGGUGAAACUUGGUGGAAUGAGGUGAUUGAGGAAGAACCAGGGGAGGAGGAAGCAGGGGAGGAGCUUAUGGAGGAGGAAGAGAAUCCGAUGGAGACACAAGGCAGUAACGAUAUGCAGAUGGAGGUCAGCGAUAAUGGGGGAAACCUCCUUGCUGUUGAACAAUUUGUUGAAGUGGAAGCCAAGGAAGUGGGGAAGAGCAAGGUGGGGGAGAGGAAAACUGGUGUCCAGAGGAAGAAGGCGGUUAGGGCAGCUGUAGGUGUGGCCGGCGGUCCUCUACGGCGAAUGAUUCAUGGCGCUAAAACACCUAGAAGAAAGACGUCGGCCAAAGAGACACAGCGCCCGGGAGAGAAAUUGGCGGGAAGGGAUAAAGAACCGGAGAAAGAUCCAUCGGAGACUUUGGGUUUAGAGGCAGUGGAUCAGGCGGAUUUACUUAGCAGGACCAGAGUUGCUCAGCAGAGUGAUCAGAGUUUGCUGGAUGCGACGAGAGUGACUGGUUCUGAAUAUGAGCUCGAUCGAGUUGAAGCUUGGCCGGUCGAGUUGAGGAACUCGACCGGUUGGUCGAGUAGACGGUCGAGCUGGUCUUCAAGAUGGCUUCUCCCUUCUUCCUUUGCGUAUCCAGUUGAGCUGCGUCCAUGUGCCAAGUCCCUCCAUGCUCCUCAUUCUGCACAUUUCUUGGCCAUCAAGAAGACAGAUGGAGCUGCUGUCUUGGCUAGGAAGUUUGUGCGAGAGAUUGUGAGGCUGCAUGGAGUGCCAGCUAGUAUUGUGUCAGACCGUGAUCCCAGAUUCACUUCAGAGUUUUGGAGAGCUUUUCAGGCAGAGAUGGGCACUAAGGUGCAUCUGAGUACAGCUUAUCAUCCGCAGACAGAUGGUCAGUCAGAGAGGACUAUUCAGACUUUGGAGGAUUUGCUGAGGAUGUGUGUGUUGGAUUGGGGUGGCCAUUGGGCAGAUCACCUGAGCUUAGUUGAGUUUGCAUACAACAACAGCUUUCAGGCGAGUAUUGGCAUGGCUCCAUUUGAGGCUUUGUAUGGGAGGCCAUGUAGGACACCCUUAUGCUGGACCCAAGUGGGGGAGCGCAGCAUGUAUGGAGCUACUUAUGUUCAGGAGACUACAGAGAAGGUCCGUGUGGUGAGGCUGAACAUGAAGGAGGCUCAGGACAGGCAGAAGAGUUAUGCAGAUAGACGCAGACGAGAGCUUGAGUUUCAGGUGGGAGAUAGAGUUUAUCUCAAGAUGGCUAUGUUGAGGGGUCCUAACAGAUCCAUAGCAGAGAACAAGCUGAGUCCGCGAUUUAUGGGUCCGUUUCCAGUAGUGGAGCGAGUUGGGCCAUUGGCUUACAGGCUGGAGUUGCCUGAGAUUAUGAAAGCCUUUCACAAGGUUUUUCAUGUGUCGAUGCUGAGGAAGUGUCUUCACCCUACAGAGGAGUUAGUGGCUAGGAUUCCAGAGGAUCUUCAGCCAGAUUUGACAGUGCCGGCAGUGCCUGUGAGGAUUUUAGAGAGGAGGGAAAAGGUUCUGAGGAACAAGAGGAUUCCCUUACUGAGGAUUUUGUGGGAUUGCAGUGGUUCUACAGAGGAGACUUGGGAGCCAGAGGCAAAGAUGAAGUUGAAGUUCAGGAAGUGGUUCGACAAGCAGGUCGAGGAGUGA